Messenger RNA from Nannospalax galili (Upper Galilee mountains blind mole rat), 1420 nucleotides. It is a transcript of the gene Mrps9, whose product is annotated as mitochondrial ribosomal protein S9. Bases 44 to 1279 code for a protein of 411 amino acids. Gene Ontology annotation, cellular component: mitochondrial small ribosomal subunit; ribosome. Gene Ontology annotation, biological process: translation. The transcript has 12 exons. Gene Ontology annotation, molecular function: RNA binding; structural constituent of ribosome. NCBI's taxonomy places the organism in Eukaryota, Metazoa, Chordata, Mammalia, Rodentia, Spalacidae. The record is from RefSeq and is a predicted model, not a curated record.
GGCCCCGCCCUCACCCCGCCCGCCCUGACCUCUGGCGGCCAACAUGGCGGCUCCCUGUGUGUCGUGUGGCCGAGCGCUUUCGGCCCGGCUCUCCCUCACCGUUAGGGCUAGUCUCGCCCGGAGACCCGGGCAUUGGAAGCCUUCAGCAGUUGACUGGCAGAUGGGUGCCGGAUCCCAGCUAUUAAAAUUAAUACAUACCACAGCUGUAACAACAAAGAAAAAUGUCCCAGCCUCCAGACAUGAAGUCUAUACAGAGGAUUUUAUUAAAAAGCAGAUUGAAGAGUUCAACAUAGGGAAGAGACAUUUAGCCAACAUGAUGGGAGAAGAUCCAGAAACUUUUACCCAGGAGGAUAUUGAUAGAGCUAUUGCUUACCUUUUUCCAAGUGGUUUGUUUGAGAAACGAGCCAGGCCAAUAAUGAAGCAUCCUGAUCAGAUAUUUCCAAAACAAAGAGGAACACCCGGACCAGAAAUGACUGGGUAUGUGGUGUGGCCCAGACAAGCAAGAUGCCAUGCAAUCCAGUGGGGAAAAGAUGGCCGUCCAUUUCAUUUUCUCUUCUAUACUGGCAAGCCAUCAUAUUAUUCACUAAUGCAUGAAGGAUAUGGGAAAGUCCUCCAAUUAGAAAAACACAAAGGUCCACUUCCAGUUAAAACUCAACACAGCAGAGACCUGAUUGGCAGCAGAUGGCUGAUUAAGGAGGAACUAGAAGAAAUGUUGGUGGAGAAUCUGUCAGAUCAAGAUUAUAUGCAGUUCAUUCGACUGCUCGAAAAGUUAUCAACAUUGCAGUGUGGUCCCGCUGAAGAAGAAUUUGUGCAGAGGUUCCGCAGAGGUGUAGCUAUUCAAUCAAAAAAGCAGCUGAUUGAACCUGUGCAGUAUGACGAGCGAGGAAUGGCCUUCAGCACAAGUGAAGGCAGAAGAAAGAGCGCAACAGCAAAAGCAGUUGUUUAUGAACAUGGGAGUGGAGAAAUAAGUGUGAAUGGCAUGGGUUACCUCCAUUACUUCCCCGUCUUACAGGACAGAGAACAGCUGAUGUUCCCCUUUCACUUCCUUGACCGACUGGGAAAACACGAUGUGACCUGCACAGUGUGUGGGGGUGGGAGAUCUGCGCAGGCAGGAGCCAUACGCUUGGCAGUGGCCAAAGCCUUAUGCAGCUUCAUCACUGAGGACGAGGUCGAGUGGAUGAGACAAGCUGGACUACUUACUUCUGAUCCACGUGUCAGAGAACGGAAGAAACCCGGUCAGGAGGGCGCCCGCAGGAAGUUCACCUGGAAGAAGCGCUGAGGCUUUUCACAGCAGAGGCAGGAACAGCUGUGUGCUCGCACACGGUAGAACCCAGUGACCGCUGACCAUGGGGAGGCAGCACGUUUAGAAAUUUAAAUGCACUUUCUAAAGGCUACCAUUAAAAAUAGUGAACAAAAAUAA